GUGUUUGCGGAAGUGAACGUCCUGUCUUGUUUUGGUCGCCCUCUUUUCUGUAAAAAUAAAUCAAAACUACAACAGAUGAUGACCCAGAUGCCCAGUCCUCCACCUGAAGAGUUGGUCAAACAAUGGGAAAGUGAGCAGAAGCGACUCAGGCAGCAGGUGGUGGAGGAAGACACUGAGGACUGGCAGAGGAGUCCAGACUUCUCCGGCCUGGAGCGGGUCGGUGGCAUGGACCUCUCCUUUAUCAAAGGGGAUGAAGUCAACGCCUGCGCCCAGCUCGUGGUGCUCAGUUACCCUGAUUUGAAGAUUCUGUAUGAAGACAGUCACAUGGUGACCCUGACGGCCCCCUAUGUCUCUGGCUUCCUGGCCUUCAGGGAAACCCCUUUCCUCCUGGAGGCGCUGCAGCGACUGAAGAUCAGCCAGCCAACACUUAUGCCUCAGGUGGUGUUUGUGGAUGGGAAUGGUCUUUUCCACUACAGAGAGUUCGGCUUGGCGUGUCAUCUUGGGGUGCUGUCAGGUCUUCCCUGUGUGGGCGUGGCUAAGAACCUGCUGCAGGUGCAGGGGGUGCUUAAAGACGAGGAGCACCAAUCACAAAUUGCUGCUCUGCAAAAAGGAGGAGACAGCUUCCCACUCACCGCCGCCUCUGGCAAAGUGCUCGGAAAGGCCCUGAAAAGCUGCGAUAAGAGCUUCAAGCCUGUGUACGUCUCUGUGGGUCACAAAAUCAGCCUGGGCACCGCUGUCCGCCUGACACACUCAUGCUGCCGCCACCGGGUACCUGAACCCAUCAGACAGGCUGACAUUCGCUCCAGAGAGUACCUACGGAUACACUUCCCAGCUACCGAUACAUGAAUUAGACACUGAGAGGCAGGACAGAAACUUGGAAGAGCAUCAGGACAGAAGAUCCCAACAAUAGAGAAGAACAAGAUGCUUCAAGAUGGAGUGAAGUAGAAACAAUAGAAUGACAGAAAAUAGAAAAAAAGUCAUAUGAAAAAGAGGGUGUCUUUUGUAUUCUGGAUUUCACUUCUGUCUGUAUUGACUAAGAAGUCAAAUGGCUAUGUAAUUAUACUUUAUGUACAGUUGCAGAAAAAUGUAGAGAAAUGUAGAGAAAGAGAGUAUGUAACAAAACAAAGUGACAGGCUAAUGAUAAAAUGAAAAUGACAGCAAAGAAAAGCAAAUUCAGCCAUUUUUGGUUACUAGAUACAGUAUCUGUCAAUUAAAUGAAGGAUGGCCUAUUAAGUUAUUAAGUACUGCUAAGUGAUGUGGUGAUGAAAAGCCAUCUCACAAGUGGUUUAGAUGUCUAAACCACUUGUGGAUGUCUUUUGCCCGGACGCAUGUCUACAUGUUAGGGGGAUACUAGAAGAAAGAAGUUAGAGGGGUAAACAGCCAUAAUGCUGAUCUGUAGCUCAGCACAUCCACAAGCCAUUCACUUUCAAUUAUGGAGACUGGUUCAAUCAGCUUCAUGCUGUUAUACAAACUCUACUGCCCUUUACGAAACAUUUCUGAAAUGUCAUGGAAAAUGUUGGAGAGGCGCUCAGCACAAGGUUGGGGUUGAUGAGCUCUGCUGGGAACCAGCCUUAUUAAAAACUUAUGGUGGCACAAGGACAUGGCUGGUUGCUGGUUAACACUCAGACAAGGCAGUCUGAGUGUUAACCAGAGAACAAAGUGGCAGAAAGUCGAUCUGUCACAGACUCACCUGUUACACCAAUCACAGUCCAUCUGAGGUUCUCCUUCCAUCUCUUCCUGCCUCAGUUUAAGUUCCAUAGAUACAUUACAUAUUUACAAAGUAACUGUCUGACAUUGAAUCCAUUAAAACUAUUUUCAGUUUUAGAUCAGUAAGCAUUCCUGAGUGAUGAAGGUGAAGAAAGCUGAACUUAUUUUCUUUCUUAAAAAUGUUUCAUUUUUCAACCAAACAGCUUUUUGAAAUGGUUGAGAAUAAACCGGGUAAUAAAUUUCAAUCUCACACUCAUACAACCACUAAGAUUAUUAUUGGGGCAGGUCUUACACCAUUCCUCACAAGUGGUUUACAAAAAAUGUUUUGCCUAAAAUGCUUUACAAAUUCAAUUGUUUUACAAAUAAUUUUAUGGGUUAAGAUGAAAUUUGAUCUUUAAUAAACCUGGAGUUACAGCUUCUCUUGUGUGAUGUCAGUCUGUUUUAUUUGCUUCAGUGAACCCCCAAACUAAUCCUAUGGUGUAGAAAAAAGACACAAAAUAAUUUUACUAUAUGUAUUUUACUAGAAAAAAGUUUAUGCUUUUUUUGCAUUAUUUAAGCUUGUUUAGCUGUUUGAGUUGAUAUGUUUUACUCCCUCUUCUUUGGCUGUUCAUAAAACAAAGAAAUGCUUCAUUUUCAGUUUUACUGCAAAAUCAAAGCUGGAGUCAGAACAGUACAAUUUUUCUUUGUUUAAGAAUCCCUGCAGGCAUUUCCUCCAUCCUUCUGUUUCUUCUUCUUAUUAGACCUCAUUUCAACAUAACUACUUAUUUCACUCUCUUUUGCUCGCCAGUGUGGCUGUAUUGGGAUUUAUUACCUCUUUGUAUAUAUUUAUCUCUCAGUUCUGCUUAGCUCCUCCUUCAUCUGGCACUCAGAUGAAAUCAUGUUGAUUGUUUUGUUGAGAUAUUAACAGAUGGAGUCGCCAUCCAUCCAUCCACUUUGGUAUUUUUUGCUACCAAGCUUAUGCCUUGACUUGGAGCUGCCUUGAAGUGUUAAUAUCUAGUGUGUUCCUCUUUAAAGGAGACAGAUACAAACAUGGAGCCAGGCAACAACAUGCACAGUGGCUGCAAUCGUAUUCACAGAAUUGGUUUUACAAAUAAUAAUCUGAAGAGAAUCGUGCACAUUUGCAUCAAGCCUCUGUGAGUUAAUAAUUUGUAAACGUACCUUUCACUACAUCAACAGCUGUAAGUCAUGUUUUCUUUUCUACCAGACAUUUCUCUGCUGUUUUUUUUCACCUAUUUUUUAACAUUUCUCGUAGUCCUUUUUUUUGCACUAAUUUGCAUUUGUGCAGUUUUUAAAUUAUACUAUUCAGUUGCCCAUUUCUUUUAAAUAGAGUAUGCUAUUGUUAAUACUGUAAAGUAUUAUUAUGCUUAUUUGAUAAAUUUUAACAGCUGCAUUUAAACUGAGCUUAAAGGACCAGGUGUGUUGAAUUUACUUAUUUGAUCACCGUACCUUUCAGGAUUGCCUUUGUAAUGUAUGAUUUUUCUUGCACUUCAUAAUCGCACACUAUUUUUGUGUAGAUCUGUAGCAUAACAGCUGAAUAAAAUACAUUGAUAUUUGUGGUUGUCAUGCGACAAAGAGGGAAAAUAUUAAAGACCAUAAAUACGUUUGGAAGACUC
Xiphophorus couchianus (Monterrey platyfish) is the source of this 3320-nucleotide messenger RNA. Its product is annotated as endonuclease V. Bases 76 to 846 code for a protein of 256 amino acids. The transcript is spliced from 9 exons. Gene Ontology annotation, biological process: DNA repair. Gene Ontology annotation, molecular function: single-stranded RNA binding; RNA endonuclease activity producing 5'-phosphomonoesters, hydrolytic mechanism. NCBI's taxonomy places the organism in Eukaryota, Metazoa, Chordata, Actinopteri, Cyprinodontiformes, Poeciliidae. The record is from RefSeq and is a predicted model, not a curated record. Gene Ontology annotation, cellular component: nucleolus; cytoplasm.